Camellia sinensis is the source of this 1940-nucleotide messenger RNA. The record is from RefSeq and is a predicted model, not a curated record. NCBI's taxonomy places the organism in Eukaryota, Viridiplantae, Streptophyta, Magnoliopsida, Ericales, Theaceae.
CAGUUUAUGCACUCACUCCACCGAAAACGAAGGGUAAGGAUCAAGAAAACCAACAAACAAACGAAUCAAACAAUUCUCACCUUUCUCUCUCUUCCAUACCAGAAUUAAUCACAUCACAUGAGUCAUCAGCACAACUAUAACAAUUGCGGGACUUUUUUGCGUAAAUUUUCUUUGGAAAUCUUGUUUUCUCUGUGAAUUCUCUGCAAUUCUAUGUCCUUCAGCUAGAUCUUCGAUUGCUUUCACUAGGGUUAUAUAUAUAUAUAUAUAUAUGUAUAUUUGAUCUCUUUGAUGUUCUCUUUCAUCUUUGUUGUGAAAUUGGGGCUCAGCAGUUAUGCCCGUGUUCGGAGAUGGAAUCUUUAGUGGAUGGCUAACAACAAUUCACCAAUGGCUGGAAUCCCAUCACAUGUCGAAAUGGGAUCAUUAGAGGAACAUUCAGUGAUUGAUCUCGAGGAUGAGUGCUUGAUCAACCAUGGGUCUAUUGAUGGGAGGACAAAACCUCCACAAAGAUAUAAUUCUGUUGCUUUAUGUUUGGAGGAUUCUGGUUGGGAACAUAUAUGGAAGAUUGUGUUAAGCAGAACCAAGGUAGUAUUCUUCUCAAACAAAAUCAACUUACUGGUGCCUUGUGGGCCUUUAGCAAUACUGGUUGAUUUGUUUACUGGUCAUCAGGGCUCGGUCUUCUUGCUAAGCUUGUUAGGCACCAUCCCUUUGGCAGAGCGUUUGGGUUGGAUUACAGAGCCUGUGUUGAUGCUUGGUGAAACUUUUUUGAAAGGAAGACACAAAGGUUGUUUAUUGGCUGCUACGGCGAAAAAUGGUAAUCAAGGUAUUUUGACUCCGGAGAGGGAUAUUGCGUUUGUUACUGAUCGACAUGGAGGUUUGCUGAAAGCUUUAGCUGAGGUCUUUCCGUUUUCUUGUCAUUCUUUUUGUCUAAUGCAUUUGAAGACAAACUUGAAGACUUAUUUGUCAGUGAAGAGUCGUGAAUCAAAAGAGUAUUUGCUUACUCUUUUUAGUAUAUGUGCAUAUGCUCCUACUAUUGAGUUGUUUAAUGAGCUAUUUGAAGAAUUUAAGGGUCGUUGUGGUCGUAGUGUUGAGAGGUUUCUUGAGGAUUUAUCUAAUGAGUGUUGGUGUAACGCUUAUUUUCAAGGCAAGAGGUAUGGUGAAAUGUGCACAAAUACUGCGGAAUCUUUUAAUUCAUGAAUUAGGAAUGAACGCCAUUUGUUUUCAACUAGUCUUGUUGAUGCUAUACGGGUGAAACUAAUGGAGUAAUUUUCAAGAAGGAGAGAAGUUGGGAAUAAGUGGAAUCGUAUUAUUUGUCCUUUUGCAGAGAAAAAGUUGGAAGAAGCUUUUAAUGAUACAAAAGCAUGGAUAGUUAAGAAAUGUAACGAUGACAUUCAUGAAAUCGAAUUGGAUCAUUCAGUUAUGGUUGAUAUUGGGAAACGUUGUUGUUCUUGUCGAUUGUGGGAAAUUGAUUCUUUUCCUUGCAAACAUGGUUUUUGGUUUAUAAAGAGGAGUGGGAAGGAUCUGAAUUGCUUUCUUGAUGAUUACUACCGUGUUAGUAGUUAUUAUGAUUCUUAUUCACAUUCUAUCUAUCCAGUUCCUAGUAUGUGGAAGCCAAAUGUAAUUGUUGAUGAUGACGUUGUUUUACCUCCUCUUUGUAAGAGACCAGCUGGACGUCCAAGAACGGAGAGAAUACCUUCUAAGGGCGAAAUCAAGAGAAUUAGAUGCAGUAGGUGUGGAAAGAUGGGAACUUAUAAUUGGAAGACAUGUAAACAAGCUUUGCUUUAGUUGUAUUGAUUUUAAUUGAAUUACUUUGUUUGAGAGUUGAGAGGUGUUACUUGCAUUGAAUGAUUGAGUAUUUUUUGAAAGAUGUAUCAUUUUGGUACUCGCAUUGAAUGAUUGAGGAAUUUGUUGAUUAGAAAUUAUAUUUUUUGCUGAUAUUUUUA